GCGUGCCUGCCAUCAUUUUACAGAAAAAAGGAGUCAGCUUUCCCACACAACUAAAAUUUAAAAGGCGAAUAGAAAAUCGCCGGUGAAAACAAGGAGAGAAUAUCGCCGGAGAAAACGCUCUCAUCGGUGAUCUCGUCAUGAGUCUAUAUAAACCCUUACGCCACGUUGUACUUCAUUUGAUGCUUGUGCUUUUUGACUGAUCUUUAGGGUUUAUCAAAAGAAUCUUUUUCUCUAUUUGAAUUGGUCAUAGAUAUAGAUAAAUACUGCACUCAAAGAGCGGCGGUGGUGGAGGUUUUUGUAAAUCGACGGUAGUAUGACUGACCCACCGUCGGUGGAUGCGAAGGAGAACAAGUUCUUAAAGGGUACCUUCGCCGUUGUCGGAAUUAUGUCUACUCUCGUUAUUUAUGGCGUCUUACAGGAGAAGAUUAUGAGAGUUCCUUAUGGCCCAAACCACGAAUUCUUCAAACAUUCGUUAUUUCUUGUUUUCUGUAACCGUAUUACCACCUCUGCAGUAUCUGCUGUUUUUUUACUGACGAGUAAAAAAGCCUUGGAUCCUGUUGCUCCCAUUUACAAGUACGGUGUUGUAUCAAUAUCUAACAUACUAACUACAACAUGUCAAUAUGAGGCUCUUAAAUAUGUUAGCUUUCCUGUUCAGACCCUGGCUAAGUGUGCCAAAAUGAUACCAGUAAUGAUUUGGGGCACCCUAAUUAUGCAAAAGAAGUACAAGGGGCCAGACUAUUUGCUGGCUUUACUAGUUACCCUUGGGUGUUCAUUAUUUAUUCUAUUUCCGGGGGCAACGGAGUUAACUCCUUAUCGCAAUGGAAGGGAGAGUACGGUGUGGGGUGUCUCCUUGAUGAUUGGUUAUCUAGGAUUUGAUGGUUUCACUAGCACAUUUCAGGAUAAAUUAUUUAAAGGAUAUGAUAUGGGAAUUUACAAUCAGAUUUUCUACACUACUCUCUGUUCUUGCAUACUCAGCUUGACUGGUCUAAUCUUGCAGGGCAAUCUUCUCAUGGCGAUAGAUUUUGUUUCUCGUCACAAAGAUUGUUUCUUUGACAUUGCAUUGCUUUCAACUGUUGCAACAGCCAGUCAAUUCUUCAUAUCGUACACAAUUCGCACAUUCGGAGCUCUUACAUUUGCCACGAUAAUGACCACUAGACAAUUAGUGAGCAUCCUGCUAUCGUGCGUUUGGUUUGGUCAUCCCCUUAGCGUGGAACAAUUCAUUGGAGCUGUCAUUGUCUUCGGAUCUCUUUAUGCGAGGGGUUUCUUGAAAAGCAAACCCGAGAAACCGUUACCUUCAAUACACAAGUCAGAUGAAGAAGUCAUUGUUCCAUUGAAGGUGACCGCGUAACACAGUGUUUUUUCCGUUAGGGUGUUGGUAAAAGAUUAUAGACACUCGUAUCGUUGACGAUUGACAGAAUCCGCGGCUUGGAUCUUUUGCAAAUAUUACAAAUGGAAGACUGUUUUUUUCUUAAUUGGAGCAUAUAGAUUUUAAGUUCAGCCUCUGGUUAUUAUCUGUUCAAGUAGUAGAUAUGGAAUUUGAGGCUUGAAAAGGUGUUUAUUAUUUUUAACUCUUUCACCUUGUCAUUUUUAAGUAGGUGAUCAAAUAUAGUUCCUUUAAUUGCC
Cynara cardunculus var. scolymus (artichoke) is the source of this 1623-nucleotide messenger RNA. RefSeq names its product UDP-galactose/UDP-glucose transporter 5. Gene Ontology annotation, biological process: transmembrane transport. The record is from RefSeq and is a predicted model, not a curated record. NCBI's taxonomy places the organism in Eukaryota, Viridiplantae, Streptophyta, Magnoliopsida, Asterales, Asteraceae. Gene Ontology annotation, cellular component: endoplasmic reticulum membrane; Golgi membrane. The transcript is spliced from 11 exons. Gene Ontology annotation, molecular function: 3'-phosphoadenosine 5'-phosphosulfate transmembrane transporter activity. Bases 314 to 1348 code for a protein of 344 amino acids.